This is a messenger RNA of Ziziphus jujuba (common jujube), 2677 nucleotides long. RefSeq names its product rop guanine nucleotide exchange factor 7. Lineage: Eukaryota; Viridiplantae; Streptophyta; Magnoliopsida; Rosales; Rhamnaceae. The record is from RefSeq and is a predicted model, not a curated record. Bases 241 to 2361 code for a protein of 706 amino acids. Gene Ontology annotation, molecular function: guanyl-nucleotide exchange factor activity. The transcript has 8 exons.
AGAGAUAAAUUGGUAGACAUCAUUUGCAUAUCCGUCGCUUACACGAUUCCCAUAAUCCUUUUUUAUUAUUACUAUAAUUUUUUUAAAACAAGUUCAAAUAUUUUAUGCACUUUAUCAUUUAGAACCAUUGUUUAAGCAACUGAAAAGCAAUGCUACAGAGAGAGAGAGAGAGCGCAAAGUCACUUGCUUUGGCUGUUUACCGUCAGCUUAAUAUCAAAGAAUCGACAUGGUGGUGACCUUAUGGACAGAGCUUUCACCCACCAAGAGGAAAGAGAAGUAACCCAACUACAAAAUCAAAAGCUAAAGAGUUGUCUUCCAUUGGUGAGUCUAAGAGGCUGCUAUUAUCCAAACCCAUUUUCUGUUUUCGGUUUCUGCGUUUCAAAAUAUCUUCGGAACUUGCACUUCAAAGCUCGACUCUCAAACGGUUGUUGCUUGAGAAAGCUUCAGUAUAAUGGUAUGGUGGUGAACAACUCUACUUUUUGUGCUUCGCCUGGUUUCAUUAUUGAAGGAAGGAAAGCUGCAAUGGAGGAUUCGAGGGAGAAGAAUGUGGUUAUAGAAGAGAAAAAUGAUGGUCGGUUUGGUGAUAAUGAAGGUAAAGUUGAGACAUUUGCGGAUUUGAUUGAGGAAAAGGGUCGGGAAAGCAGUUCAAGCUCUGAAUUUUUGGCAUCUGAGACUACAGGACAAGAGGAACAGAGUCAUAGUAGCUCUGAGGAAUCAUCUUCUCCACCUUCCAUGGGUUGGCCUAUUAAGAAUGCUAAGGAAACAGAUUGCUCCAGCCAAAAUGGUACUGAAAUGAAAGAGAAAACCCGUUUGGAUAAUAGGAAAUUGGAGAAACAAGGUUCGGCAAUUUCAGAGAUUGAAAUGAUGAAGGAAAGGUUUGCAAAAUUGUUGCUUGGAGAAGAUAUGUCUGGCUGUGGAAAUGGGGUUUGUACAGCAUUAGCUAUAUCAAAUGCGAUUACUAAUCUGUGUGCUACCCUAUUUGGGCAACUUUGGAGACUAGAACCUUUACCUGUAGAGAAGAAAUUGAUGUGGAGAAGAGAGAUGGAAUGGUUUCUCUGUGUUAGUGAUCACAUCGUCGAGUUAAUUCCUACUUGGCAAACAUUUCCGGAUGGAAGCAAACUCGAGGUCAUGACUUGCAGACCCCGCUCAGAUCUCUAUGUUAAUCUCCCAGCAUUGCGUAAAUUGGAUAACAUGCUGCUUGAAAUUUUAGAUGCAUUUGAGAAUACAGAGUUCUGGUAUGUUGACCAAGGGAUUCUCGCCCCGGAUGCUGAUGGAUCAUCAUCUUUCAGAAGAGCACUUCAACGCCAAGAGGAAAAAUGGUGGCUGCCUGUGCCCCGAGUUCCACCCUGUGGUCUUCACGAAAGUACAAGAAAGCAAUUGCAGCACAAGCGCGAUAGCACGAAUCAAAUAUUGAAAGCUGCCAUGGCAAUCAAUGGUAUUGCCUUAGCUGAUAUGGAAGUCCCUGAAUCAUAUCUUGAAGCUCUUCCAAAGAAUGGAAAAGCCAGCUUGGGAGAUUUCAUUUAUCGGUAUAUCACAUCAGAUCAAUUUUAUCCUGAAUUUCUGUUGGACAGUCUUGAUUUAUCUUCUGAACAUCAAGCCAUAGAAAUUGCCAACCGAGUGGAGGCUGCAAUGUAUGUAUGGCGCAGAAGAGUCAGCUCAAAACCUGCCGGCAACACAAUCAGGUCCAGUUCAAGGACAUCGUGGGAAAUGGUCAAGGAGCUGAUGAUUGAUGCUGAGAAAAGGGAAUUACUAGCAGAAAGAGCAGAAAGUCUUCUGCUUUGCUUGAAGCAACGCUUCCCUGGUCUUCCACAGACAACCUUAGACAUGAGCAAAAUCCAGUACAAUAAGGAUGUUGGGAAGUCCAUUCUGGAGAGCUACUCAAGGGUUUUGGAGAGCCUAGCAUUCAAUAUUGUGGCACGUAUUGAUGAUCUUCUCUAUGUGGAUGACUUGAUAAAGCAUUCUGAUCAAUUCUCCUCCAUCUCAAAAGUAGGUGUGAUUUCUCACAAAAGUGCCCAAAUCGCAUACUCACUGCCCAUGCCAAGCACUCCUUAUAAAACAGCUUUCACUACACCAAACUUUUCGCCUGCUCAGCUAGUUAGCCCUGCAAGAGGAGAAAGAUCACCAUUUGUCACCAGUGGCAAGAUUCCCCAGCGAGGAUUAGGCGUGAAAAAGAUCUUGACUGAUUAUCUUAGUAUUGAUACAAAGGGAAAUGAUUAUCAGAAUCCUAUUGAGAAACCAGAUCCAAUAUCAAGCACAGUAUGUGAACUGUCAGCAUGUCAAACAGGAUUAGAUUCUUUUGUCUGUACAAAAACAGCAAAAAGUCCACCAACUGGGGACUCCAUUUCAGUUUCAGAGGAAUGAAAUCAGGCAAUAAAUCCUGAGGAUGGGCUUCUCGAGAUAAUACAAAAAUUUGCUGAUAGAACUGGCUAUGCUUAUUUGUUCUUUCAACAUACAUAGGAUGAAUAUUUGAGAUUUUGGAAGGUUCAUUAGGUUGCUUAGUUUAUGUUGUAACGAAAUCUUUGUUACAGUAAUGAGUUGAGUGGCUCAUGUUUUUCAUAGACAUCCUCAAUUUAUAGUUUUGAGUUGUCCUGACUGACCCUCAAAUGGUGAUUGUAAAAUGAAAGAACAGAAGUCUGUAUUCCUUUGUUCAUAAAAUCUAUGAAUGCUAUUCAUAUUU